Helianthus annuus (common sunflower) is the source of this 1146-nucleotide messenger RNA. RefSeq names its product glutathione S-transferase T3-like. Lineage: Eukaryota; Viridiplantae; Streptophyta; Magnoliopsida; Asterales; Asteraceae. The transcript is spliced from 2 exons. Bases 1 to 1146 code for a protein of 381 amino acids. The record is from RefSeq and is a predicted model, not a curated record.
AUGGAUCCGUUCAACAACCCCGAUACUCCCAACACGCCUUCGAACAACCCGAAUACUCCCACCAAUCCGACCCAACCAAAUGUUUUUUCGGUUCCGGGGUAUUAUCCAACGCUAGAACCGAACCAAUUCUCCCAAUUUUCAUCGAACGCUUUUGCGUCAUUCCAACAAUCGCCCAACCAAUUCACUCAAAUCUCCCAAAAUCAAGCUCUUCAACAAAUGAUGAUGCGGGGUGCUUGGAACUUUCCACCCGUUCAACCUCAACCGAUCCCCACACCCCCCGUUCAACCCCAACCGAUCCCCACACCCCCCGUUCAAUCCGAACCCGAAGAUGAUGUGGAGAUUGUGCCCGAAACCCAACCGCCAAAAGGGAAAGGAAAACGAAACAAAGGGAAACAAGUAGCGGGUGAUCAAGCGUCGAAACCGAAGGCGAUUAAAUGGACCCCAAUCGAAGAAGAAGCAUUAGCCAAGGCUUUCCUUGGCACUUCCGACAACCCGGUAAAAGUUUACAUUACAAGUGACCGUCGUAGCGGGUGGAACGACGAGGAUGUGUUCAAAAUGGCAUUGCAAAAGUAUAAGCAAAAUCAUGGUUCCAACUUUCCUCACGUUCGCGCGUGGAUGGUUGUAAAAGACGACCCAAAAUGGUCGCCCAUUCCUAACGAGGUGGCGAUGGCGAAACGCCAAAAAACAUCGGAAACGGGUAGUUUAAGCGCCGGUGGGUCGGACGCGAGGUGUCACAUUAACUUAAAUGAUGACGCCGACUAUGACGAAGACGAGUAUAACGUACGUGAACCCGACCGUCCACCGGGCCGAGACAAAACAAAAAAGGAGCGGGCCAAGGGAAAAGGAAAGGAAACGGUGGACCCGAACAUGGUUGAGUUUAUGGAACACCUAAAAGUGUACAACGACAUAUCGGCCCAAAAGUCGAAGACGAAGGAGCGGGCCGUCGAAGAAAAAAGCCGUGCAUCGGACGAGAAGUUAAAAGAAAAGGUCCGAUUGUCGAAUGAGAAAAUCCGAAUCUCCGAUGAAAAAAUUCGGCUUAAGGAAUGGGAAAUAAUGAUGAUUAAUGUCGAGAACGAACCCGAGCCGAGACGUUCGAUGUUGAAAAAACUACAAGACGACAUCAUGAAAAAGCAUCAAAUUAUUUAA